ACAAAAUUAUGCAAGCCCUUCUGAAGAACCAAGUUAUUCCUCCAAAGUUGCCGUUGCCUCCGCCAGCGACGAUCUUGCCGCCGACGAGAAUCUCAUAUAGACGGUCGACGUGGAAGCCACCGCGAGCUGUUUCUAUAUCUAUUCCUACGACCCAAAUCCCGGUUUCCGAGUUUGACGAUGCGGUGGCAGCGUUUUGGGAUUACCAAUUCCUUUUUGUAUCGCAGCGGUCGGAGACAAUCGCGCCGGUAACGCUCUCUAUCCUGGAUGGGGCGAUCCCGGCUGAUUUUCCCACCGGAACCUACUAUCUUACCGGCCCCGGAAUCUUUACCGACGAUCAUGGAUCAUCGGUGAACCCUCUCGACGGUCAUGGAUACUUGAGAAGUUUCAGCAUUGAUGGGUCGAAAAGGGAGGUAAAGUUCAUGGCAAAAUACAUAAGAACCGAAGCAGUUGUAGAGGAAAAAGAUGAAAGCACAGGAAAAUGGAAGUUCACACAUAGAGGACCUUUUUCGGUCCUAAAAGGUGGGAAAAUAGUCGGAAACACAAAGGUAAUGAAAAAUGUGGCGAAUACAAGUGUUUUAAAUUGGGCAGGGAGAUUAUUCUGUUUGUGGGAAGGUGGAGACCCGUAUGAGAUACAACCAAAUACUUUGGACACUAUCGGAAAAUUUGGUGUAGCCCAAUCACAAUCGGAAUUGCAACCGGUGCUCAAAGAAGAUGGGCGAGAUAUUUUGGGCAUGGCAGCUUCGAUCUUGAAACCAAUCUUAUAUGGUAUUUUCAAGAUGCCACCAAAGAGACUAUUGUCUCAUUACAAAAUAGAUCCUAAGAGAGGAAGGCUUCUUAUAAUGUCUUGCAACGCUGAAGAUUUGUUAAUUCCUCGCAGUAACUUUACCAUUUGCGAAUAUGACUCAAAUUUGAAGAUGGUGGAAAGACGGGAAUUUGACAUACCCGAUCAUCUGAUGAUCCAUGAUUGGGCUUUUACAGACAACCAUUAUAUUCUUUUUGGCAAUCGCAUCAAACUCGAUAUCCCUGGAUCAAUGGCGGCUGUUUGUGGGUUGUCACCAAUGAUUUCGGCCUUAUCAUUGAAUCCAAGCAAACCCACGUCGCCGAUAUAUCUUCUUCCACGUUCGUCUUCGUCUUCGUCCUCGUCCUCGUCCUCGUCCUCGUCCUCGUCCUCGUCCUCGUCCUCGUCCUCGUCCUCGUCCUCGUCCUCGUCCUCGUCCUCGUCCUCGUGCGAAGAUAAAAGAGACUGGAGAGUGCCAAUUGAGGCCCCAACCCAGAUGUGGUUACUUCAUGUGGGCAAUGCCUUUGAAGAAAAAGAUGAGAAUGGCAAUUCUCACAUCCAAAUACAAGCCAGUGGCUGUUCCUACAAAUGGUUCAAUUUCUCUAAAAUGUUUGGAUAUGAUUGGCGAAGCGGUAAACUGGAUCCUUCAAUGAUGAACAUCAAAGAUGACAAUACUAUGUUAUUGCCUCACCUUGUUCAGGUAAGUAUGAGCUUGGAUUCAAAUGGGAACUGUGAAAAGUGCUCAGUGGAACCCACAAAACAAUGGUCAAAAGCAUCGGAUUUUCCCAUCAUAAAUCAAGAAUUUUCCGGACGCAGAAAUAGAUUCGUUUAUGCCGCAACUUCCACUGGUUCCCGUCGAACGCUGCCGCAUUUCCCUUUUGAUACAGUGGUGAAAUUGGAUAGCCAAGAUCAGACUGUCCUCAAGUGGUCGGCCGGCAACCGGAAGUUCAUCGGUGAGCCUAUUUUUGUGCCUAAAGGAGCCGGAGGAGAAGACGAUGGUUACAUUCUGGUUGUCGAGUAUGCUGUUGCAAAACAGAGGUGCUAUUUGGUAAUUUUGGAAGCAAAAAGGAUUGGACAAAGCAAUGCCCUUGUAGCAAGACUUGAAGUCCCAAAAUACUUGAAUUUUCCUCUAGGUUUCCAUGGAGUUUGGGCUAUGUCUUGACAUCCCUCUUUCAAUU
This is a messenger RNA of Impatiens glandulifera, 1956 nucleotides long. Its product is annotated as carotenoid cleavage dioxygenase 7, chloroplastic. Gene Ontology annotation, cellular component: chloroplast stroma. Gene Ontology annotation, molecular function: 9-cis-epoxycarotenoid dioxygenase activity. The transcript is spliced from 8 exons. The record is from RefSeq and is a predicted model, not a curated record. Gene Ontology annotation, biological process: carotene catabolic process. NCBI's taxonomy places the organism in Eukaryota, Viridiplantae, Streptophyta, Magnoliopsida, Ericales, Balsaminaceae. Bases 9 to 1940 code for a protein of 643 amino acids.